Molecule: messenger RNA, 5757 nt
Organism: Xyrichtys novacula (pearly razorfish)
Lineage: Eukaryota; Metazoa; Chordata; Actinopteri; Labriformes; Labridae
Source: the annotation of a GenBank genome assembly
AUGGAGAGAGCGAUGACUGCAUCUGAGGUGAGUAAUGCAUGAUUAAGAUUUAUUAGUACCGUGAUGGGCAUAGAUGAAUCAUAGAUAUUUCAAACCCUCAAAUUAACACUCUAUAACGCUGAAUAGGAGGUGACCCCACCAGCUGUGAAAAGGAGUCUUGAGAGCAAGAAAAUUGUCCAAAAACUGGAAGGUUUCUGCCGUAUGCUUAGUCUGUCAGUUGUGUCCUUGGGCAAGAUACUUAACCCACCUUGCUCCCAGUGUGUGUCCUCCACUGGUGUAUGAUUGUGAGUGAUGUGUGGUGGUGGUUGAGUGGCUGUGGAUGCAGAUUGGCAGCCACGUGUCUGUCAGUCUGCCCCAGGGCAGCUGUGACUACUGUGGUAGUUUACCACCACCAGGGUGUGACUGUGUGAGCGAAUGAAUGAUGUAUCCAAGUGUCACUGAUUCUCUAUAAAAUCUGAUGCAGUAUUAUUAUUAUUUUUGCAUAAAUCAUUUUCCCAUAAUGAGUCAAACCAAUCAGAAAGCAGGAGGUGAUUUAGGUCAGAGCAACAUAUGAUUGAUAAUUUACAACCGUUCUACACGAUCACCUCUAAGAAAAUAUUUUGAAAAAUGUCAAACUUUUCCUUUUUGUUCCAGAAGUCCAUCCGUGAUACUCAGCGUGUGUGUGCCGGAGAAGAGGAGUAUGUUCACAAGAGGAAAAAAAUUGUCCUGGAGUCUCUCAGGAGUCUGGGAAUCAAUUGUGCCGAAGUAAGAAAGAAAGAAAGGGUUAUGUAUCACAUCUUUAAAUGAACUUGAGAUGGGUUGUUCGGCUGCAGAUUGUAUGUGUUACCUCAUGCACUGGUAUCAAUAGGCAGAAAUGGCACUUGUACAAAUCUGGGUGUGUCAUUGAGAUCAGGCGCCAGGAAAAAUGUCAAACCCACAUGCUGUCAUUAAAAGUUGGAUCAUAAACUGGAUCCUCCAGAAAAGCUGUACGGUAGCUUUGUAGUAGCAGCUUCUGGGUUUACUGAAAAUCAUUUUCCAACAGAGGGACAGAAGCCUAAAGUGACGAGAAAUACCCUCUCUAAAAUGACAAAAUAAAAAACACAAUAUUCUCCUGUUUAGAUAAUGUUCAUGAUUAUUCCCAUCAGGACUCUGUUCCUCGUAUCGCUGUGCUGGGUUCAGGUGGAGGUGAGAGAGCAGCCAUGAGUCUGUUGGGUUCCCUCCACCAGAUGGAAAAAGACGGUCUGCUGAACUCUGUGCUCUACCUGGCAGGAAUUUCUGGGUCAACAUGGUAACCACAGUCACUCACACAAGCACCAUACAGUAAAAAAAAAAAAACUGUGUAAAAGCAAUACUCAGGAGGUUGUAUCGGAACCAUGACUGCUGGCAGUGAGCUAACAGUGAUUUAUUUAUUGGAUAAGAAGACAGGAAGUUCUUCUUUUGCUCUUUACUCCCCACAUUUCCCAGUCUUUCUUUAUUCGUCCUUUUUCCUUUAAACUCCUGUGGUCCUCUGAUCCACAUACAGAUCAUCAUGGUAAUCUCAAAGUUUUACAUUUAUGCACUUGAAUACUACUUGCAAUUAAGCAAAAAAAAUUAUCUGCCCUGUAUGUAUGCUGUCAACUUAGAGUAUGAGGCAUUGAGCCUUAUGAAACUGAAUUACUGCUGAGCUGAAAAAUAACCAAUUUUUUCAUCAAGUGUCCGUCUGAGUUCUCUGAGUUCAUUUGCGUGCUGCCUGGGGCAGACUGAGGCUCUGGGUUGGGGUUCAAGUCAGAAGGUUCUGUGUGUCCUGCUUUUACAAAUGUGAAGUAAUGUGUUAUGCGGAUGAUAUCCAACUAUACCUGCCUUAUUUGUCGUCUGUCAGGUCCAUGGCCUACCUGUACGGUGACCCGGAAUGGAGCACAAAGAUGGACAAAGCCAUAUCCAAGCUGCUGGACUCGGAAGUAGAUGUGCAUGAGGCUCUGGUGUGGCUGAAUAAAAGAGUGGAUGAUGAGGACUUCUCCCUAACUGAUAUCUGGGGGUUGGUUACCUCUGCUGGAAUCAUGAAACAGGUCCCAGAAGAAACACACAAACUUUAACCGACUAUAACCGAUUUAAUGCAACACAUUUUGGAAGUAUGUAUGUGUCCUUGAAAAGGUGUCUAUUGUUUUAUCAGAUGGAGCUGUGGCAUCCUUCUGAUGAGGUCUACAAAAAACCAACCAACCCCUACCCAGUCUACUGUGCCAUCGAGAAACACUUCUAUAGAGAUGGACCACCAGAAGGUACACAUGCACCUUUAACAUGUCAUACAAAGACCUGCAGUCACUCUGAGUUAUGCUGUUGACAUCAAAGAGCCUCUCUGUCUCUCAGGGAAGUGGUUCGAGAUGAGUCCUCAUGAGUCCGGUUUCACAGAGCUGGGUCUCUUUGUUGAAACUUCUCUCCUGGGCAGCAAGUUUGAGAGUGGGAGGCUGGUGGAGAUGUUACCUGAGAUGGACAUGGUCAAACUACAAGGUGUGUAACAACAGCAGAAGAACAACUACAAGAGCGGUGUUGUGCAGGUUCACUGUGAGAAUGAGCUUCCUGUUUAUGAUUAAUAAUUGACCUUUAAUACGCCCAUGGGCUCACUACCAGUAGGAGGAGCCAAAGGGGUUGGUGCAAUGUUAGUUGGGAGGUAGCAAAAGGCAGAGACCUUGGCGGUCUGACCCUCAGCUGCAGAAGUUAGGUCCCCUCUCUGAUUCCCUUGUUCUGCUGGGAAGGAAUGACCCCCCUGAUCUGAACCCAAGCGGUGCUUUGUUAUUAGAUUUCUGUGCACGUCACAGAUUCUCCAUAACAAACACCAUGUUCAGACAUAAGGGUGCCUGUACGUGCGCCAGGACACCCCAGGCCGCAGUUCGAUGAACAACUUUACGGUCGUGUCGUCAGACUUACGGCCUCAUGUCUUUUGAGAGUUUACACACAGUAUAAUUAUUCAAGUAAAAUAGAGGGGACCCCUUCAAAAUUGAAAGAAGCAUGAAAAAUCAGCAGCUUUGCAAAUGUAGAAAUACAUGUACAGCUGUGGUUCUGCGGAAGAAUAUUUGGCAUGAAUGUUAACAGAUUAUCAUCUUCAAACUGUGCAGGUAUCCUGGGCUCUGCACUGGCAAGUGAAGGGAAGAUCAGAGAGUUCAUCUACAACCACAGUAAAUCACUCUCAUUACAACAUGCAUAUCCAUAUUACAGCACGGUCUCCACAUUUUUACUGGAGAUGCAGAAUUUUCUGUUUUUUAAGUAGAAAGGACACAUUCAUUCACAGUUUUUGUGUUUCAGUGCAGAAAUAUGUGCAUGAAGCGCACGAGUCUGUUCACCACGCCUUCCAUAAAUUCACCAGUAUAUUCAAAAGCCUCGUCGCAGACUUGAAAGCUGUGGUUCACCUGGGGGAGCAGACUGAAAGCAACGGUAAUGAAGAUGAACUCCUACAAAACAGACCUUUAUUCACUGAAUCCAGUUUCUCUAGAAGCUGCAAAGUCAGUUCAAGAUCCCAGCUUUCCAGUUUCAGACAUAAACAUUAUCAGCUGCUUCUCUCUUUCUUAUAAAGCAGCAGCUUAAAUGUCUUAUUUAACAUGCCAUACUGUCCUCAUCCAUCUUAUCUCCUCUAGAUGUUGUAAUGGAGGUCCAGUCAGGGUGUUUGGAUGACAAGGAAGCUCAUUACCAUCAGGAGUGCCAGAAUCUGAUUUGCGUGGUGGAGGAGCGGAAGGAGAAUCUGGAGGAGGGACAUCUGAAAAGUUUCUGUCAGUUACAGGCUGAUUAAACAAAGACAAACAGAUUAAUUUAACCUAAAUGAGUGUAAACACAUCUGUGCAUUUCUGAUUCCUUGCAGAUGUCUUUGUAAAGAAGGCUCUUCAUCUGAUUAUGAAGUGGGAGUGGGGAACCACCAACAACUUCCUCUACAAAUACCAGCGUAAGGAGACAGACCCUCCAGAGUUACUCUCUGUAGAUUUCUCAGAUGAAAAUAUUAACCCCAACCGCCAACACGUGGUGUUGAGUCAUGAUGUAAAAAUGAUUAAAGAGGCUUUGAAGGAUAAUAAAAAAAACCCAUGAUCAGGUAAAUAAAGGUUUUGUUGAAUUAAAAUGUCCUGAUGUUGUGUUGCCAGACUCCAGCAUGCCCAAAAAACUAACUUCUAUGGAGGAUAUCCACCUGAUGGAUGCAGGGAUCCUGAUGAACGUCCCCUACCCCCCAUUUUUGGGAGAAAAGAGAGACAUCGACCUCAUCAUCGCUCCAGAGUACAGCGCGGGGAACCUGUUCGAGGUACUGAGAGCGUGCAUGUAUUAUCAGCAGAGUUUUGUUGAGUUAAACAAAGAUUAAGAAAUAAUAUUCUGUUUACAUGGAUGCAGUUGGAGGUUAUUUUAGAGCCCACAGCCAGUGUCUCCCAUAAACAGCUGCAAAAGGCUGCAGUGCAACGUGACCUGAACUUCUCCAAACAGGUUUAUUUUCAAGGGUUAUGGUAAGCAGACAGAUGACGACUUCAAACGUUCAAACAUAAGUACCUGCCUUUUGCUGCGGGGUGACAAGCCUGUAUUUUCACUGAUGGGGUGUAGCAUUAUUUUGAUAUCAGUAAUUAAACCUGAAUUUUUUUCAUCUUCAAUUUUAACUGGAUAAUAAAAAUAAGUUUACAAGGCGAUUUAAUUUGUUCAUUUGUUUUGCAUCUGGGAAAGUUCUCGUCCUUUUCCAACAGAGGGUGCAGCUGCACCUGCAGCAAACGCAGCUAUGAUGUCAACAUUUCUCUCCUCCAGAUGAAACGACCUACUUGUCUCACAAACUUGACUUUAAAAACAACAUUUCCUGACGCUAAAAAAAGCACUUUUUAAGAAGUGAUGCAUCCUUCAUUAUCAAGAUUUAAUGAUUGCUCUGACUUUUCUCCAGAGUGAGUAAACUAUGAAACAACUUGCACACUCUGCUCUCUGCACAGACUCUGACUCUGGCCAGAGAUUAUGCAAAGGAACUGAAGAAGCCUUUUCCAGAUAUACCCGAUAAGGUCCUGGAGGAGAAAGAUUGGCCGAAGGACUUGUACGUGUUUGAUGGUAAAGAGAAGGCGCCCACCAUCGUUUACCUGCCGCUCUUCAACAACAAAAACUGCAAAGGUCUGCUUCAAACCAUGAAACUCUCUGAUAAAGAAUUUUUCUGUCAAAAUCUUCCUGAUUAUGAACAUCUUUCUAUUCUGGUCCAGAUGCAGACGAGAUCAAAGCCAGGAUGACUGAGUUCUCCACCUUCAGGGGUCCCCUCAGCAAGGAUGAAAUCAGGACCUUAAUCGAGACAUCGAAAGAAAACAUAAAGAGAAACAAAGAAAACAUCAUGGAGGAGAUCAAAAAGGCCGCUCAACGCAGAAACAACAAGCAGAAAUGAAAAAAUAUCUGAACAGAUAUACAACAUGACCACGUCUCUUUCUGCUUUCUUUUUCUCUAACAGAAAAUCAGUGCUACAACAAAUCUAGUCAGCAGGUCUUUUCCUUAAAUGAGUGAAAUCUCUUGAUGAUUAUAACUAUGUUAGAGUUGAUCAGGGAUUGAAAUGAUGAUUGAUUUUGCUACUGUUGCUUUGGUAAUUAUUCAAUCAAUGAAAAGGUCGACUUACUGAUGGUGUCACCUUCUGUAGACCUGUCUUGUGUUGUACUUACUCUCAGAUAAUCAAUGCUUUGGACAAAAAUGUCUGCUAAAUGAAAGAGUUAAAUCCUAGGUAAAUGACCGUGUAAUGUGAUCAUGUUUGCUGAAAUAAUGUGUUACACUGGGGCAUGUGCUUAAAAUAAAGAUGCAUUAAAGGUGUUUGUCUUGGUAAAA